CGGUGGGCCCGAACCGGCCUCUCGUGGGGCGGCGGGACCCCGGGGUGACUGGGCCCAGCUCCUGUGGGGAGAGCUCCGGGCUGGACGGUGGUGGUGGGGCCCGGCUCCUGGCGAGGGGAGCUCCGCGGCGCUCGGACCGCGUCGGGGCCCGGUUACCGGAGGGUUGGAGCUGGGCCUUGCCGGGGGCCUGGGCCUGACUCCUGCUGCGGGAAGCGCCCAGUAACCGGGCCUGGCGCAGGACUGCCGGUGUGACCGGGCCGGUCUUCGUCUCCCUCCUCCCAGCUCCCUCUUCUUCCCCCCCUCCCCGUUAUCGGUGCCGGGCGCCGUUACCGUUGGUGGAGGUGCGGAUGAGGUCCGCCAUGGUGCGUGUGGGCUCCAUGCCGCCGGUGCUGGUGUGCCGCCGGAGCGGCGCGGGGGAGGGUCGGGCCUGGUGCGAGAGAAGCAACCUGGCCGGGGUGCGGCACAUCCUGCUGGUGCUCUCUGGGAAGGGCGGCGUGGGGAAGAGCACCAUCUCCACCGAGCUGGCUCUGUCACUGCGGCACUCCGGGAAGAAGGUGGGGAUCCUGGACGUGGACCUGUGCGGCCCCAGCAUUCCCCGCAUGUUCAGGGUGCAAGACAACGAUGUGCACCAGUGUGACAGUGGCUGGGUCCCCGUCUUCGUGGAUCAAGACAAAAGCAUCUCACUCAUGUCCAUCGGCUUCCUGCUGGAGAAGCCGGAUGAUGCUGUGGUGUGGAGAGGACCCAAGAAAAAUGCUUUGAUCAAACAGUUUGUUGCUGAUGUGGCCUGGGGGGACCUGGACUUUCUCAUCGUGGACACGCCACCGGGCACAUCUGACGAGCACAUCUCCACGGUGGAGGCCUUGCGGCCCUACAAGCCCCUUGGAGCAAUCCUGGUCACAACGCCUCAGGCCGUGUCUGUAGGAGAUGUGAGGCGAGAGCUGACGUUCUGUAAGAAGACGGGCUUACGAGUUCUCGGCAUCGUGGAGAACAUGAGCGGCUUUGUCUGCCCACACUGUUCCGAGUGCACAAACAUCUUUUCCAAAGGGGGAGGUGAGGAGCUGGCCAAGCACGCCGGGGUCCCCUUCUUAGGCUGUGUUCCCCUGGACCCCCAACUCAGCCAGAGCUUGGAGGAAGGCCGAGACUUCAUCCAAGAGUUUCCCAAGAGCUCUGCCUUCCCUGCCUUGGCUCAUAUCGCCCAGCAGAUCUUGGAUGGUACAUCGCAGCGGAGUUCCUGAGGAGGGUACGGAGCUGGACUCUUGCUGGUAGAGCCCCUGGCCUGGCAGCACCACCAGCGGCCCGUGCCGGCGGGAAAGGGGGGGUUGCAGAAGCUGCUUAACUAUAAAACUGUCUCAAUGGGGGGCUGAUGGAGGGAGAGGGGAGCACAGCGUUUGUGCUGCUCACAGCAAUUCAAAAAGGGAAGCGCUGCUUCAUUCCCCCCUGGAUGCGAAGAGCUGCUGCGCGGAUGCUCCUGCAGGCACAGCGGCAGCCUGCUCUGUGCCUUCCCGACGUGGCAGUGCUCUGCCCAGAUGGUACAGUUGUCCUUACCCCCACGCCCGCAGCACCUUCCUCCGCGGCCAGCCCUUGUGCAGGUACUUUAGGAGUUCUAGCUUGUGUCCACGGCGUCUGGUAUGCUGCGGCGCUUCUGGCCAUCACCCAGCGCGGUGACAGCGGCAAACGCCAUCAGUUGUUCUUCCCUCACUGAACCCAAACGGCACCCAUCAUCGGGAGCGUGGCUCCGUGUGCUGCUGCCUUCUCCUGCCGCUUUCCUUCCGGGAUGGAUCCUAUGGUACUUGGUUCAG
Molecule: messenger RNA, 1799 nt
Organism: Chroicocephalus ridibundus (black-headed gull)
Lineage: Eukaryota; Metazoa; Chordata; Aves; Charadriiformes; Laridae
Gene: NUBP2
Product: NUBP iron-sulfur cluster assembly factor 2, cytosolic
Exons: 7
Coding region: 348-1235 (295 amino acids)
Biological process (GO): iron-sulfur cluster assembly
Cellular component (GO): cytosol
Molecular function (GO): ATP binding; ATP-dependent FeS chaperone activity; 4 iron, 4 sulfur cluster binding
Source: RefSeq, a predicted model, not a curated record